Trichomycterus rosablanca is the source of this 3497-nucleotide messenger RNA. RefSeq names its product periphilin 1 (gene pphln1). Lineage: Eukaryota; Metazoa; Chordata; Actinopteri; Siluriformes; Trichomycteridae. The transcript has 11 exons. Gene Ontology annotation, biological process: protein localization to heterochromatin; negative regulation of DNA-templated transcription; negative regulation of gene expression, epigenetic. Bases 172 to 1257 code for a protein of 361 amino acids. The record is from RefSeq and is a predicted model, not a curated record. Gene Ontology annotation, cellular component: nucleoplasm.
CCUGUUUACAAAAUUAAAGCUUACAGUUCUGGUUGUACACGAUAAACUGGGACGUUUUCUGUUUUUGUAAUUAGUUUAAUUAAUGACUAUGAAGAUCUGAUAUAGGAUCUGCAGCACUGUAAACAGACUCAGCUCUUUGUACAACUGUACAUCCACAAGAUCCCAAAAACAAUGUCAUUUCGGAGAGACAGAAGCAUCCGUGAAAUGUAUGAGGAGAGGUUUCAUGCAGAAAGACCUGGCCCCUACUCAAGGGGAGGUGGUGGGGAAAGAAGACACCAUUUUGGACGUUCAGAUGAAGAUUAUGGCCGAGGCUAUGACUAUGACUCACCUCGCUUUUUCCCAAAUGGUGGCCCACGAAAAUACCACAGUGAAGAUCAGAGGGGCUACCACGGUGACAGCCAUCAGUCAUUUAAUAAUGAUGCCAGAGGUGGCCCACCAAAUCGAAGAGAUGACUACUCUUAUUACCGAGGACCCAGAGAUGAUCCUCAUUCUGGACGUCCAACAGAUUACAGGGGUGGUAGUCGAGCUGGUCCUCAUUCCAGUGCUCGAGGCCAGGGCUCGCAUCCUGCUCCUAGAUCCUUGUCAGCUCUGGGCCCUGAUGAAGGCGAUGACACACUGAUCCAGGCCGUCAUAAAUCUGGACCGAGGAGAGGAGAAGGAAGGUCCCCGUCGGAAAGCACCCCAUUCUUCAGUGCGCGAUCGCUCCCCUAUUCGGCGGGACGUACCUCCUUCACCUCACAGCCGCUCUGGUUCCAGCAUCAGCAGUCGAAGCUACUCCCCUGAGAGAAGCAAGAGCCACCAAUACCAGCCUCCUCAGGGAAAAAGUUUCGAAGAGCCAUUUGGCCCUCGUAAAAGUGCUGACAGGGACAGAGCCCCAGGGCCGUCUGCAAACGCAUCCAGAGAUGGAUCACCACAUAGCUCUGUAUCCGCUUCCAAGGAAGAGACACCAGCAAUAGAAGUUCAACCAGAGGAACCUGUAGCUCCUGUAGAGGAAUUCUCUACCGUUAUGGAUGAUUUUCAUGAGCGACGAUCUCAAGCCAUUGCAACUAAAGCCCGGGAAAUAGAAAAGGUGUUUCGUCAGGAUUGCGAGACCUUUGGAAUGGUGGUGAAGAUGCUUGUGGCAAAAGACCCAAGUCUGGAGAAGCAUCUGCAGAACCCACUGAAAGAAAACCUAAGUGAAAUCCGUGAGCGAUGUCUUGAGGAUCUGCGACACUUCAUCUCAGAACUAGAUGAGGUAGUACCGGAACCUGGUGUCUGAUGUAGCUUUGCAUUCGACUAACUUUUCUUGUGUUCUGUGAUUGUUUGGGGAAAAAAAAGUAUUUUCAAAUUGCACUUCUUUUCUGUGCUGAGGACACUAUGAAAAUAUUUUAACCUUCACGUACAUUUAAAAACAAGGUUAAACUUCAUACAUGUUAACAGGAUUUGUACUGCUCCAUGUUAAAGCUAGUAUUAAUAAAGCACAACUAAACCCAGUGAAUAUGUGUUAACUGACACAAAAUAUAUAUGCCAUGUUUUGUUAAUGCUAUAUUUUCCAAUGGAACAAGCAUACAAUGGAAUUUAACCAGGGGUGUUGCAUAUAUAUAUAUAUACACCUACACACCAAUUUAUUAGGCACAAUUACAUGGUUACUUUAUGGCCUACACAUACUAUAUAGAUGCACUUUGUAGAUAUACACUUACUGACUGUAGCUCACUAAUUGCUCUAUACACUUUCUUACCCCCCUCCACCUCAUUCAUCAAUAGAAAGGGACCCGCUAACAGGCCCACACUGACCACAAAUUAUUUGAGUAGUGGUCAAUAUUCAGUACUGCAAUAAUUUUACCAUUAUAGGGAUGCUGUUGGCAUGCUGUCUAUAAUUUUACUAGAAGCACUAUACUCAUCAGCAGUGACAUUUAGAUCUUAUUUGCUGGUCCACCACUUCUCAGCACUCAAGAUCUUGAGUUCGAAUCUCAGAACUGCUUUUAUCCUGGCCAGGCGUCUAACAUGCACAGUUGUCUGUGCCUGAGGAAUGGCGGUUGACAGUGUUCCUCAUUGCCGCUGCAAAUGCAUCCUCUCCUCAGGCAGGUGAAAAGAAGCAGCUGGUGACUUAUCCUCAGUCAAAAUAGGGGUGGUGUAAGCAGCAAAUGACUUCAGGAAUCAGGAAUGGGAAAUUACUAGAUUGGCAGGAAAUGCAAAAAAAUACAGCAACCUGAUACAGCAUUCUAGUACACCACACACUUCCAUGCCAUGCAGUUCUGAGUUUCCUCUUGUAUUUAAGAAUGAGCUAACAAAUUGUACAGUGCCACAGAUGGACCACAGUCAGUAAUUGCUUUACCCACAAAUGGCAUCUUUAUGGUAGGUGCAGCUUAUAAAAAAAACCAAAAAAUGUAUAAGCAGGAUAGCUGACCUAAUAGAGUGGUGUGUUGGUGUACAUUUCACACUGAAUGAUUUGGGAUCAAGAAACACAUUUUGUGAAACAGUUUAAAUUCAGCAUCCACAUCAUCCACAUUUAGCAGUAAUUAGUGCAACUAAAGACCUUUUUUAUAAUUUAUUAGUCAUGUACAUUGCAUCUAUUCAGGUCAAGGUUUUUGACUAGACGAAUGACAAUCUGUUCAGAUUUUCUGCUGAAUGUCCAGUUAUUUUCAUACUUUAGCUUAACAACAGAUGAUCUCACAUGUUCAUUAAUUUAAUUUCAAAUAAAUAGUGUCUAUUUACUUUCCCACCAUAGCAGCAUGUCAUCCAUUAAAGCACUCUGAAACUAUUACAUUAGCACCAUUAUGUUUGACUGUUGCUUUAAUGCUAUAUAUGAUAUAAAAUGCUGUAUUCGGCUCUUGCCAGACAGGGAAUUGUGUUUUACAAAAUGUUCUUUCCUUGUGUAUACACUAUAAUAACAACAGUAUUACUGAAUUGAACUGGAACACCAGUUGAGGCUUUCUUGACCAACAUCAGUGCCCAGCCAUACAAGUGCUCACUUGGCUUAAAGGCACAAAUUCCUACAGAGCAGACAUACUUCAAAGUCUUGUGAGAAGUCUUCUCAGAAGAGUGGCUGUUGUUAUAGCUGAAAAGCUUACACAGAGGUCACUCUAUUUUAAUACCAUUUAUUUUUUAAAUGGUCAGGUUGCCAAAUAUUUUGGGAUAUAUAUUGUGUAUCAUAGUUUGGUUUAUGAUCCCAAGUCAUCCAGUGUAACAAAAAAUGCAGUAACAGCACUGUAUAGAUACAUAAACUGUAUAAGGGGCAGUUAAUGACCUACUGAUCACCUUGUAAUUAAACAUUACUUGUGAUGAGCAUUCAGGAGGUUGUAUUAUCAGUUUAGACAUGUGUCUUCUGCGAAAUCUUGUCACAUUUUCUGGAGCUUAAAGUAUUGUCCAUUAAAGGCAUUUUUGUGUCAUCUUUUGGGAGAUUUCUAUUUGUAUCAUUAGCUGUCUUUUUUCAUGUUUUUUCCCUGCAGAAUCCAUUUAUCUGUACCUGAACAAAUGACAUGCUACUUUGACCUCUGCUGUGAAACUGUCAUAAUAAAGU